GGAAGUAGUGAUGACUUAUGCUAUGAGACGGGCGUUAACUUCGAGAAGGAGUCUGUGGUCGAGAGCCAGGAAUCGCCGCAAUCGCCGGUCUCUCCCCGAACCGGUCAACGCGUGCGCAGAGAGCGGACACUAUCGCUGUCAAAGUCGGCGAAGUCGGCCACAAAGACGGACACAGUAUUGCGGACCAGACAGAGGACUAUCUACACGUCAGGCCGUCCGCCCUGGUAUGACACUCACGGCCAGUCCAUCGAGUGCUUUGUCAUCGGAAUAUGUGGCGGAAGUGCUUCGGGGAAGACAACAGUCUCUCAAAAGAUAAUCGAGGCGUUGGACGUGCCGUGGGUUACACUUCUCAAUCUCGACAGCUUUUAUAAAGUAUUAAACGAAGAUCAGCACCGGUUGGCGCAUAAUAAUGAGUACAACUUCGAUCACCCGGAGUCCUUUGACUUCGACCUAUUCAUUGAGACCUUACGUAAGCUGAAGGAAGGAAAACGAGUUGAGGUUCCCAUCUAUAACUUUGUCACACAUUCUCGAGAGAAACAGACUAAGACUAUGUACGGCGCGAAUGUCAUCAUAUGUGAUGGAAUACUGAUAUUCGCCAACAAGACAUUGGUUGAUAUGAUGGAUAUGAAGGUGUUUAUAGACACCGACUCAGACAUACGACUGGCCAGACGUCUGCGUCGCGAUAUCACCGAAAGGGGCAGAGAUCUGGAGGGUGUCAUCAAACAGUACGACCAAUUCGUGAAACCCAUGUUUGACUUCUAUAUCCUUCCGUCGAUGAUUCACGCGGACCUCAUUAUCCCACGAGGGGGCGAGAAUCAGGUGGCCAUUGACCUCAUCGUACAGCACGUCCACACACAGCUCCAGUCCAAGGGACUCAAACUCAGAUCCAAAUUGAUUAAAAUACAUAUCGAUCAACCCCUCCCCCGAUCACUCAAACAACUACCCCUUACGCCACAAAUCAAGGGAAUGCAUACUUUUAUCCGAAAUCGGGAGACAACGAGAGAUGACUUCAUUUUUUAUUCAAAACGAUUGAUGCGUUCGUUGAUUGAGUUCGCGCUCUCGUUAUUGCCGUUCAAAGACGUAAUCGUGGAAACGCCGCAAAACGUCAAUUAUAACGGAAAGCGAAUCAACUGCCAGAAGAUCUGUGGAGUGUCUAUA
Messenger RNA from Oppiella nova, 1158 nucleotides. NCBI's taxonomy places the organism in Eukaryota, Metazoa, Arthropoda, Arachnida, Sarcoptiformes, Oppiidae. The record is from the annotation of a GenBank genome assembly.